This is a messenger RNA of Colletotrichum destructivum, 552 nucleotides long. RefSeq lists its product as uncharacterized. Bases 1 to 411 code for a protein of 136 amino acids. The transcript has a single exon. NCBI's taxonomy places the organism in Eukaryota, Fungi, Ascomycota, Sordariomycetes, Glomerellales, Glomerellaceae. The record is from RefSeq and is a predicted model, not a curated record.
AUGCCACAUUCAACCGCCAACCAUCCGUUCUUUGAAAGACACCCGCGCUCACAUGUACACUUCCACCUAAUUGCACGCACAUUAGACCGUCCUUUCCCCAUGGACCACUAUCUUCCAGCUUGUCUGAUUAGGUCAGGUCAGGUCAGGUCGCAGCAACUCGAGCACGACACACCCAUACGGCUCGCGAAUUCCACAAUCAACCGGCCAACCACCAUCCAUCGGAGCCCAGUUCUUGACCCCAACCGACAUCCAUCUUGCCUGUUCCUGUCCUUGCAGGCUUUCCGAUUCGCAAGCCAACCACAUUGCCCAGGCGCCAUGGCGAAAGCUUACCCACAUCACCCUGCCCGCCCCUGCGAUUGUUCUUCCCGAGUCCUCCUUGUUGCGCUGCGUUUCCAGAAAAAGCCCCGAUAGCUCUGCCUCCCGAGACUCAAGGGUCCUGCCGGCAACUCAAGGCGCUUAACUGCGAUCCGCGAUGACUCCAGACUGCCCAGUCCCGCUUGCAUUUGCCCAGCUCUUUGCCGAGCAGCAAUGCGCAUCCGAAGGGAGGCUGUG